AUGUCGUGGUUCGAGCAGAUCACGGCGAAAGCAGCGCAAAUUCAAAGUUUGGAAGAGCUGGAAACGGCAGAGGCACGCGACAAGUUUGCCCAGGGUUUACCACAGUCAUUCACUCUCAGAGAACUUGCGGAUGUAACAAGAGAACCCCUCAACCUAACCUCAUCGGCGAAAUCGAGGGAUGUGAGAACGGCGCGAACUCAACUCCUAUCGGUUCUUACGUGUCUACGGCGGUGCGGGGACCGUAUCACCCCUGAGCUCUCCACAGACCAUGACGCAGUCAAAGAACUUGCUCUCAACAUCGCCAAACUCAUAACCCCCGUGGUCACCCAAGACCAGUCUGAGGUUUCAAGCCAGGACCUACUCCAGACCAGUCGAACUGUCGUCGAGCAGUGCCAGACCAACGCCGGGUUGGGCAUCACCGUUCUCGAAGCGCUCCUGAGGCAAACCACAAACCCAGUGAGGCUGGAAAACGAGGUCCUGUACACCCUGCUUGCCUACACAAACGAGGAGCAGAGCGGUGGAAGUCACGAAACGGAAGACAUUGCGAACCGACUUCUCGAGCAACAAUUCAGCGUCCCCGACAGUUCCACCGAGGAGGAGUUCCUCACCGAAACCGUCCUACAAGCCUACCUGCGCCCGCUCUUCUCCCAGUCCAAACCAUCCUCCAUCACAGCGUCUGGCCGGAAGGCAGAGUACACAGAAAAUGCCGCCAGCAAGGGUGAGAGCAUGCCCGACGAGUCUGCCGUGACCAAGCCGUGGAAGUACACCGACAUGAGAAGUAUCCCCGCGGUAGCAUGGGCAGUGCGGGAAGCCAACGUCCAACUCAUCGCCCAACACUGGCCACUCUUCAUCCCCGUGCUGCUCACCCUGGCCGACGACACCGCCACCCCGGUGCGCCGGCGCGGCCUGCUUAUCCUAACCGACUUCCUCACCAAGUUCCCCGACAAGACCCUGCACGACACGGGCCUGGCCCAGGUGUUCGAAGACGCCAUCUUCCCGACGUUGAGCUACCUUCCCAGUCUGACGCCCGAGGAGGGAUCGGUGGAGCUCCUAGUCCCGGCAUACAGCGCGCUGCUCUGCCUGGCGAAGAAGCAGCCCGCCAUCGGGAAGGACGGGGUUGCCCGUGCGCCAAAGAAUAGAUUCCUCGACAGAAUGCUCCGCGAGGGAGUGUUGGGCGGGUAUUUCCACGCGAAAGACCACGUGAGAAUUGUGGAGGUGCUCUGUCAACAGACCGUGGCCAUCCUGGAAGAGAUGGGUGUGCAUGCGGUGAAGCAUCUCAAGGUGAGAGUUCCCUGA
Molecule: messenger RNA, 1296 nt
Organism: Chaetomium globosum CBS 148.51
Lineage: Eukaryota; Fungi; Ascomycota; Sordariomycetes; Sordariales; Chaetomiaceae
Exons: 5
Coding region: 1-1296 (431 amino acids)
Cellular component (GO): centrosome; nucleoplasm; cytosol
Source: RefSeq, a predicted model, not a curated record